Messenger RNA from Miscanthus lutarioriparius, 1383 nucleotides. Lineage: Eukaryota; Viridiplantae; Streptophyta; Magnoliopsida; Poales; Poaceae. The record is from the annotation of a GenBank genome assembly.
AUGCCAACCCCGAGCGGCGGCGGCGCAGCGCGACCGCGAGCUGCAGAGGAGCCCCGCGUGGAGCUGGAGCUCCCGCUCGGUGCCGCAGCGCCGUUCGACCUGGCGGCGGCCGUGUGCAGCCACGGGCUGUUCAUGAUGGCGCCCAACCGGUGGGACCCGGCCGGCCGCGCGCUCGUGCGCCCGCUCCGCCUCGCCUCCGACAGCUCCGUCUCCUUCCUCGCCCGCGUCUCCGCCCACCCCGCGCGCUCGGACUCCGCGCUCCUCGUCGCCGUGCAUGGCGCCGCCGCGCUCUCCCCGCUCGACCAGGACCACAUCCUCGAGCAGGUGCGUCGGAUGCUGCGGCUGUCGGAGGAGGAUGGCAAGAUGGUGGCGGAGUUCCAGGCGAUGCACCCCGCGGCGCGGGAGGCGGGGUUCGGGCGCGUCUUCCGCUCGCCCACGCUGUUCGAGGACAUGGUCAAGUGCAUCCUCCUCUGCAAUUGCCAAUGGACAAGGACCUUGUCAAUGGCUACUGCACUGUGCAAGCUUCAGUUGGAGCUGAAAUGUUCAUCCAGCAUCGAAGAUUUUCAGUCAAGGACACCUCCAAUUAGAGAACAUAAUAAAAGGAAGCGCAGCAAGAGACAGAGUGUCCGUGUCAAAUUAGAAGCAAGGUUUUCAGAGGAUAAAUUGGAGGGUCCAAGACUGGCAAGUGGAGGCAAUGGCCUGACAAAUUUGGAAACAUAUGAAAUUUUGUCUUGUUUACCCUCAGUUGCAAGUGAAGCAAUCGGUCCAGAUGAUUCCUUGGAACCAUCGGAGCUUAGCUUGAGCAAUGAUCCUCACUUGGAAGGCUGUAUCAGUGAUUUCCCUACGCCGGAAGAAUUGGCCAACCUUGAUGAGGAUUUUUUAGCCAAUAGUUGUAAUCUUGGAUACCGAGCAAAGAGAAUUGUAAUGCUUGCACGCAGCCUUGUAGAAGGGAAGGUAUGUCUACAAAAACUUGAAGAGAUGCGUAAAAUGUUUGUACCAGCUGCAGAAGAGGCAUCCAGUGUUGGAUCCACCUACGAGAGAUUGGACAAAGAGUUAUCAAUGAUCUCAGGGUUUGGUCCUUUCACACGUGCCAAUGUGCUCAUGUGUAUGGGAUUCUUCCACAUGAUCCCAGCUGAUACUGAGACAAUUAGGCAUUUGAAACAGAUUCAUAAAAGAGCAACUACCAUCAGUUCUAUUCAUCAGGAAUUAGAUAAAAUCUACGGCAAAUAUGCUCCAUUCCAGUUCUUGGCAUACUGGUUUGAGUUAUGGGGCUUCUACGACAAGCAAUUUGGCAAAAUUAGUGAUAUGGAACCAUCCAACUACGGACUAUUCACUGCAAGUCACUUGAAAAAAAGCAAAAAAUUAGAAGAAAAGCAGCUUUAG